Molecule: messenger RNA, 927 nt
Organism: Rotaria sp. Silwood1
Lineage: Eukaryota; Metazoa; Rotifera; Eurotatoria; Philodinida; Philodinidae
Source: the annotation of a GenBank genome assembly
AUGAUGUUUUUACUAUUUAUAUUAUUGGUUGGCAUCGAACAAUGCUUGAGUAUUUCGAGUCCUGUUCAUCCAUUUGCCACCUAUAAACAUUCAGUUGAACUUCAAGUUAAUGUAGCCGAUCUUUGGUGGACGGUGAAUGAUGCUGAAACAGAGGUUGUGUUGGAAUUACAUAUCAACACAACUGGCUGGAUUGCCCUAGGCAUCAGUCCAGCUGGUGGCAUGACGGGUGCUGAUAUCGCUGUCGGAUGGGUUGAUCAGACGGGCAAUGUCUAUAUGCAGGAUCGACAUGCAUUGACUACUGCAAAGCCUAUCUUAGAUAAUACAACGACCGAUUGGUUUGUUCUCAACGGUCGUGAACAAGAUGGAUGGACAGCUAUUCAAUUCAAACGUUUACUUGAUACAUGUGAUCCAAUGGAUGUUCGAAUCAAAUCUGGAACCAACAAUCUCAUAUUUGCCUAUGGUCUUACCGAUCCUGAUCUCGACCAGCCGAAUGGUGACAUUUCUUACCAUGAAAAUCGUCGAGGUUCACGCAUUCUACCACUUCGAUCCUAUGCCAAUCCACCGGUCGAAGCCAAGUUUGCUGAACUCGAAUAUUUCGAUUUUCGCAUAAAUAAUUAUCUUGUUCCAUCGAAUGAUACUACAUAUUAUUGUAAAAUGUUCAAAGCUCCAACAAAUUAUGCAGUUAAACGACAUGUAAUCGCUCACAAAAUCCUCAUUGAACCAAGUAAUCGUGAUCUUGUACAUCAUCUUCUCUUGCAUGAAUGUAGCCCGAUGGCUAAAUUCGAUGAUAAAAACCUGCCCGAUGGUUUAUGUAAUGAUUUAGCAGAGACGCUUGCAAUGUGUAUGGCAAAUGUUGCCACUGUUUGGGCUGUUGGCGGCGACGAAGUAAGACAACAUGUUACAAGAGUAAUAACUACGUGUGAAUAG